UUUUUGAAAUUCAGAACUUCAUUUUGACAUGUUACCUAAAAGACUGCAUUGUACUGGAAAAUAAACUCAAAAUUUCCAGUAAUUUUCAACAAAGUCCUUACGGACUUCAAAAUUAACCAUCAAGAGCAAUACCAACAACACAGCUAGGUAUCUUAAAAAUGACUACCAAGGCGCAGAAGGAUAAGCCUCAUAUACCUGGGCCUAAGUAUGUGCCUAGGCCGACAGCCGCAUCAAUCGCGCGCGCAGCGCUCGCCUCCAACCGCGUGUCUCCUCAGCUGCAGCGUCGCGCGUCUACUAAAACCCCAAGUUCGCCAAAUUUAAAGAAAAAUCCCAACCUUCAACGAAAUCUACAUGACAUCUCUUCAAAGGCAGAGAACCAAGUGGAUACAAAAAUCCAUGAUUUGGAACCGAUCGUUGAUACCAAGACUGAUGUAAAUGAUGUUGAGGAGAGCAUUGAGGAGACUCAGUAUCCCGAUACCAGCCUAGAAAGGCCAGCGAUAUCAGAGAGCCUGAAGGACGAACCUCAUCUUGAUAUUUUACCAUUGCCCUCGGAUUACGACUCUGUAGACACGGGAAGCACGCAGUCAAAGAGCCAGCCUCGAACUCCAAUGGCGAGCCGUCCGCAAACCCCUAAGACGCAAGCAGGAGACACUCGGCCAAAUACCCCUCGUAGAGGACAGGACUCGAUUUGGUCCACCCCUCCCGUCAGUCGACCGACCACGCCCCGAAAAGCUCAACCUAUUUCUCAAUCAGUGCCACCGCCCGACGUGUCACUGCCUGCCUCGUCUGUCUGCCUACGAAAUGAUACCUCGGAAGUCGACGAUAAUGAUCUCAUGUCGGCUUUCACGGCGAAGCAGAAACAGUUCCAACAAAUGAAGAAGGAAUUGGAUGUGAAACAACAAGCGGUUCUAGAAGCGUUCGACAGCCUGCGCAGCCUGCGUGAGCGUUUGCCGCGCGAGAGCGGAAUGGGCGGCGGUGAGGGUGCAGCGCAGGAGCUGCUGGUGUUCAACGUCGCUGAUUGGCCGGCGGAGGAGUUGGAGCAGCUGUGCCGCGGCGCCGCCGGCGCAGACACCGAUGGAGCGAUGCAACUUAUUGAAUCUGUCCCCAUUGAUGAAUCCAACUUUAAUGAAAUACAAGCCAAAGUGAUGAAGAUGCCAGAACAAUUUGCUGAAAUAUGUCUCCAAGCGUUCGCAGCGCGACAAGAGCUUGUAGAUUGGGUUAAGGAUCUUCUCCUUCCGCAUUCUGAUAACCCACAGGACUGCGGCGAAGGGGAAAUAUUGCAGAGAAUUGCCAAUUACAACUCGCAAGGGCUUCAGCUUUGCGACGCUUUGCGGGAACUUAAAGAACAAGCGGACAAUGCGGUGGAUACAGUAUCAUAUUUUUCCAAGCGAAUGUGGAGAGACCAAAAUGCAUUAAUAAGUGUAGGAAAAGUGCUAGUCCGUGAUGUGGCAUGUCUCAAGCAAAACCUUGAAACGCAAACGAAUGUCCUCGAGCAAAUGCAGUCACAGUUACAUAGCUUACAAACCGGAACUAGUAAUUUACAGGAAAUACACCAAGAAUUGGAGGAGGAAAGAGCUGCGAAAAAAUUGCUUCAAGAAAAACUUGCGACGACUGAGAAUCAACAUCGGCAGUCUCGCAUUCGGGUCACCAAAAUGGACCGACAACUUAAAGAAGCUGAAGCAAGCAUAGCCACUUUAACUGGCACUGUAAAAGUGCUUGAAGAUCAGUCUCGACAAAGAGAGAUACAACUGGAAGCACGGGCCAGAAAAAUGAGAGAAUCACUAAAAACUGGUGAAGUGGCGAGUGGUCAUUUAGCACAGAAACGUGAUGCAUUACAGGCUGAAGUAACAGAAUUGAAAGACCAGAUUGAAAAACUAUCGGCGAAAUAUAGCUCCACUAUUAAAGAUUUAGAAAAUAAUUUACAAGAAACAAAGUCUGCUUUGGAGGAACAAACUUCAUUAAAUCGUAACAGGGACACGGAAAUAGCAAAUGCGAAGAAUACAAUUUUAGCAGAGAGCAAGGCCACAGUUGACCAACUGCUUACCAAAAUAAGGGAACUUGAGACUAAAGCCGCAAACAACGUUGAUCAAAAACAGCCCACUUCACGAGAGAUGGAAUUGUUAGCAGAACUGCAAGCAACAAAAGAGACACUGCGAUCGGUAGAAGAAGAAGUUAUAGUGUUCAAACAGGAGAAAGUUCGAUUCUUGGAAACUCUUGCAAAAAUUGCUGAGUCAGACGACAAAGUAGGGAUGCAACAAAAAUUGGCUGCGGAACUUCUCAGCAAAGAGGAAAUAAUAGGCAAGCUGCAGGUUCAAAUCAGAGAAUUAACCAAGAAUGAUAAAUUACUUUCCCACAAAGUUGUUCAAUAUGAGCAGUAUAUUAAGGUUUUACAAGCACAUAGAGCUGGAAUCACGAAUUUGGAAGAAAAUACAGAAGAUUUUCAAAAAGAGAUCCUAGAUUUACGAAUGAAGCUUUUUACUGAAAUCAACCGGAACGAGGAACUAAUGGAAGCGCUGGCGAAGAAGGAUCACCAGCUGGAACAGCAAGACAAGACGUCACGAGCCCAGGCAAGAGUCAUCAAGGUGCGCGAGGAACUGAUCAACCUGCUUAAGAACAAGGAGACCGAGCAAACCCGUGAGCUGUUGGCGCUGCAACAGGACCUCGAGAAUAGAAUGAAAAUCGUAGACGAAGUAAACAAACAAAUUGCGGCCAAGGCGGUGGAGAUCCAGGAGCUGUUCGCGACGCUGGAGAGCAAGCAGCAGCAGAUCCACCGGCUGGAGAAGAUUGUGCUGAUGCUGGAGGAGCAGCAACGGCGGUCGCAGGCGCAGCGCACGCGCCACGAGGAGAAGAUCGCCGCGCUCGAACACGAACUCGCGGAAGGGUGUCGCCGGGAACGAAAGUUCCUGUUCUUCUGAAAGGCCAAAAUUAAAAGUGACAAGGAAGUGCUGAUUUAAAUUUACUGUAGUAAAAUUAAACAUUCGAAAUUCAAAAAUAAGAGCCAUCAGCAGCUUCUCGGUUAAGCCCUGAAUGAUACUUGAUAUUUAAGGUACCUAAGGCUAGACAAGGGAAGGAACGCGUAGUGCGUUCGUUUUUGCAUUGACUCAUAUACCUAAUUAUGAUAUUGAUGGCGUUGUAUUAAAUCAAUUACAUUUUUUUAAAUUAACCACAACGCGAAAACGAGCACUCAAGCCUGCGUAAUGGAAACAGUUUAAUAAUAAAAGUAGAUUACCAGAAUUUGGUUAGCGUUUUGGACCCAAAGAUAAUACGGUUAAAUUUGUCUUCUUUAAUGAGUUAAAAAUAAACCCGUUUAAUGGA
This is a messenger RNA of Cydia fagiglandana, 3315 nucleotides long. Its product is annotated as centriolin-like. The transcript has 20 exons. Lineage: Eukaryota; Metazoa; Arthropoda; Insecta; Lepidoptera; Tortricidae. The record is from RefSeq and is a predicted model, not a curated record. The coding region runs from base 159 to 2915 and encodes 918 amino acids.